AUGACAGUGGCAAGUUCAUAUCGUUUCGAUCCACCUCCACCACGCCCGACGAAAAAGCGAGCAGUGAUUCGUCGUGACCGUGAAGGUGGAGCCGAGCGCCUCCAUCGCGAUUAUUUCGCCGUCGAGCCUGUUUAUGGGCCACAAUUCUUUCGCCGUCGAUUUCGCAUGAGCCGGGAGUUGUUUCUACGCAUUGUCAAUGCGUUAGAAGUCGAUCCUUACUUCCAACAACGUUCGGAUGCUGUUGGCCGCUUAAGCUUCUCCCCGAUCCAGAAGUGCACUGCCGCUGUUCGACAAUUGGCAUACGGAACUUCUGCUGAUUGUUGUGACGAAUAUCUCCGUAUAGGAGAGUCGACGGCGUUGGAAUGCUUGAAGAAAUUCUGCAAGGCCGUCGUUCGUAUCUUUGGCGGCACGUAUUUGAGGCGGCCAACAACUGCCGAUGUGCAACGCAUCACUGCAAUGCACGAAGCCCGCCAUGGGUUCCCGUGA
Salvia miltiorrhiza (redroot sage) is the source of this 486-nucleotide messenger RNA. RefSeq lists its product as uncharacterized. NCBI's taxonomy places the organism in Eukaryota, Viridiplantae, Streptophyta, Magnoliopsida, Lamiales, Lamiaceae. The record is from RefSeq and is a predicted model, not a curated record. Bases 1 to 486 code for a protein of 161 amino acids. The transcript has a single exon.